This is a messenger RNA of Aspergillus glaucus CBS 516.65, 2195 nucleotides long. RefSeq lists its product as uncharacterized. The record is from RefSeq and is a predicted model, not a curated record. NCBI's taxonomy places the organism in Eukaryota, Fungi, Ascomycota, Eurotiomycetes, Eurotiales, Aspergillaceae. The coding region runs from base 81 to 2039 and encodes 652 amino acids. The transcript has 4 exons.
CAGGACUCCAUUAUUUAGACAGCGCAGAGACCGCCGUGUUGCAUAUUUCGUGCCCUCCAAAUUUUUGACUAACUGAAAGUAUGCCAGACGCUACAAACGCCGAGAAGCAGCCCAGGCCCAUGCUUCGUUUGAGACCCGAGGCUCUAAAUAGGCCAAACCAGAUCCGGGUUUCGAAGCAUCCACGCGACGGGCCAUGGAUGCCGGACGCAUCUUCUCUCGAGGGAGAGGCAAGGAGCGCUCCCCACGGCGACGGCCCAGUGGGAGUCACCAUGGAAGAAUACCGGGCUUCCUUCAAAGAGAAAUCAGCGCGGACGCUCAGCACACUCAAGGAGCUUAAAACAGCGAAGAGGCUCAAUGAGGUCGAAAUUAAAUCUGUCGUUAUAAUGUGGCCGCCAGUUGAUAUGAUGCGAAUAAAUGGCUGGACUGAGAACGAGAUUGAGUCGGCCUUAGAGAAAUACUAUGUUGGUGCUCAGCUUUAUCUCACGCCCAACAAUGUCGCGAGUCCUAUGAUGAUCGAGCGGUUUGGCGCUGACUGGGGACAGAACGCCCGAGGUAUCUACUACCGCCAUCAUUAUUCUCCGAGCUGGGUCACGUUGGAUUGGAACCUCUGGAUCCCGUCACUUGAUGGCAUUGAUUGGAAUCAUUCCAGCGAGGCCAGUCGCCGCUCCAGGGCAGAAACGUUCCUCAAGCAUGUUCUCAACAAUGAAAGAUGGAGGAAGAGUGAAUAUGCAUGGGAAGCCGACGCCUGGACAGAUGUGUUUGGCCAAAUGAGAAAUGAUCCAUCGCUGGCUGUAGAUAAACACGAAUACAAUGCAAUCAAGAUGAAAAGGGACCCGGUAUCAUGUAAAUUAGCCGGUGAACCCAAAUUAAUCAAGAGAAUUCCAGAUGCAACUUUCGGGCUGGCGACCUUCAAACCGGCGGACUACCAGAGUGCCCUAGCGGAAUGGGAUCUUGAUCAGGACCGGCUUCAGGCGCUCCUCCUUCAUAGACAUUGUGGCCUUAUUUCUGACCCACACUGGGGCGGCACGGACCUUGCAUUCCCUUUCGCAGUCUAUGAGGCUAAGGGUUGGAGCGGCGAUGCUCGGGAAGCACGCCGACAAGGGUGUUCCGCGGGGGCAGCUUAUCUUGAUAUGCUGGACAGUCUGGCACGGAAGCCAGGGAAAGUUGGCGAGAAGAACAGAGUAUAUCAAUCUGCAGGGGCUCGCAACAACCAAGUUUUCGUCUUUACCUCAUUUGGAGCCCAUUGGCAUAUCCUGGUGGGCUACAAGAGACCACGGCAGGAAAGAGAGUAUGCCGGACAUGAAGGGUUCACUGAGUCCGUUUAUGUUUUUCAGAGACUCUGGAGCGGCCGUGUCGUGACAAUACGGAAAGCUUGGGAGCUCUUAUCACUACUUGAUCAGAUACACCUCUGGGGUGUCACAGAUUUCCGAAGCUCCAUUAUCCAAUGUUUGAAACAGUGGCAUGAGUUUUCGAGGAUGUGCUAUGCCAAUGAUGUUAGGUUUUUGAUCAGAGUGCUCAAAAAAGAUAGAUUCACGCACGAUGGAAAAGAGUAUCUGUUACAGCCUGCGGCGUCCCUGCAGUUAGCUGACUGGACUAAGCAUGUCACUAACGAAGCUCGUGAAAAGUUACAGAAAAGAGCUAUAUUCCACUUCCAGGAAUCCUUCCGAAGAGACUUUCCGGCCCUGAGCCAUAGUUGGCCAAAAAGUGUCACCUGCCUGCUAGACGAUUGUGGCCCAGAGGGAAAUCCGGGAUAUCUCCUGCUGUCCAAGGAAGAAAUGGCAGAGCACUAUCGCGAGAUCCACGGGCAAAAUGAUGAACAAAUAGCAUCGCUCGAGCACCGUUGGGAUAUGGAAGAGUCUGUCAACGGCAGCAGCAACAAUACGCUUCAGAUACACGAGAUACAUCAGCUACAAAAGCGUAAGCGUGAGAGACCAGGGAGUGGAGAGCAUGGGUCAUGUACAAAACGCUUCAAAAGUUUAAUUGUCGAGGAUAUUGGUAAUAUUUACGACGAUUGUUUUAUCGAUCUGACUGAAAAUUAACACGCUCGGGCGAUGACAGCCAGGAAAUUCCAAGCAGCCCUACACAGGUGGAAACUGGUUAACUGGCUGGAAAAUGGAACUGGAAAAGACAACAAUGAUUGAUUGAUUAACUCCCUACCAAAGAGAUGAGAACGAGAGAUAUUUAUGCAACGAGGG